Messenger RNA from Knipowitschia caucasica, 1476 nucleotides. NCBI's taxonomy places the organism in Eukaryota, Metazoa, Chordata, Actinopteri, Gobiiformes, Gobiidae. The record is from the annotation of a GenBank genome assembly.
AUGGACAUCCAGGAGGAACGCCGUGGACUUCUGCAAGAUGAGGCCGACCAGGGCGAGCCGAGACCCGGGCUGAGGGACCAGGAGGAGCCGCUGUCAGAGCAGGACCUGUACCUCAGUCAGGUCCAGAACAGCCGGUUAUUUCUCGCCACUUUCGCCGCCGUCUUGGGGCCCCUGAGUUUCGGCUUUGUGUUGGGUUACAGUUCACCGGCCAUCCCAGACCUGACCUCCAUCGCAGACCCACGGCUGAGGCUGGACGCGGAUCAGGCCUCUUGGUUUGGGUCCAUCGUGACGCUGGGGGCGGCGGGCGGCGGUCUCCUCGGGGGUUGGAUGGUGCAGCGCUGGGGCAGGAAGUUCACUCUGAUGCUGUGUGCACUGCCGUACGUCUGCGGCUUCACUAUCAUUGUGGCGGCGCAGAACGUGUGGAUGCUGUAUGUGGGCCGUGUGCUCACCGGACUGGCCAGCGGAGUCACCUCACUUGUGGUGCCCCUGUACAUCUCGGAGACGGCUCACGAGCGCGUGCGAGGGCUGCUGGGCUCCUGUGUGCAGCUCAUGGUGGUGAUCGGCAUCAUGGGAGUUUACCUGGCAGGUCUGGUGCUGGAGUGGCGCUGGCUGGCGGUCUGUAGCUCCAUCCCUCCCACCCUGAUGCUGGUCUGCAUGUGCUUCAUGCCCGAGACGCCGCGCUUCCUGCUGUCGUGCGGCCGCAGGUUGGAGGCGGAGCAGGCCCUGCGCUUCCUGAGGGGCCCCGAGGCUCCUGUGGACUGGGAGUGUUCCCGCAUCGAGGAGAGCGCCCAGGACCAGGGCUCCGAGUUCAAGCUUUCGGACCUCCGGGACCCGGGCGUGUUCAAGCCCCUCCUGCUCGGCAUCAGUCUCAUGGUGUUUCAGCAGAUGACCGGAAUCAACGCCAUCAUGUUCUACGCUGAGAGCAUCUUUGAACAGGCCCACUUUGAGAACGGGGACUUGGGCUCCGUCCUGGUGGGAGUGACCCAGGCGGUUUUCACGGCAGUCGCAGCCGUCGUCAUGGACCGCGCCGGGAGGAGGCUGCUGCUCAUCAUCUCAGGAUCGUCCAUGGCCCUGAGCACGGCAGCGUUUGGUGUUUACUUCUACCUCUUGAACCAGCCUGAGCCGCCCACAGAUAUGGCCUGGCUCGCCCUCCUCAGCAUGGGAGUCUUCAUCACAGGCUUCGCUCUAGGCUGGGGGCCAAUCCCGUGGCUCGUUAUGGGCGAGAUUCUCCCGGUCCGAGUCCGAGGUUUUGCAGGAGCCGUCUGUGUCCUCACCAACUGGGGCAUGGCCUUCAUCGUUACCAAGAACUUUCAGGACAUGAUGACGCUGCUGACCAGUGCCGGCACAUUCUGGCUCUUCUCGUUCAUGUGUGUCCUGAACCUCGUCUUCACCACCGUGUGCCUCCCUGAAACUAAAGGCAAAACUCUGGAGCAGAUCGAAACCCUUUUCAGAGGCCGACCACAAACACGGCAAUAA